AUGCUAAACCAACUGAUGAAACACCUGACUGACCACAACAUUAUUACCAGCCAGCAGCACGGUUUCCUCAAGGGAAGAUCCACAACCACUGCCCUAAUCCAACUUGCCGAAUUCAUUAUUGACCAGAGAGAAGAAGGAAAAGAGGUCACUAGCCUGCUCUUAGACCUCAGCAAGGCUUUUGAUUGCCCUGGGAUGGUGCACCACCUCAUUAUGCUUUACAAGUACGAGCGCUGCUUGACAGAGAGUUUCGCUGGAUUAGGACGUAGGAGAGCAAUAGAGUGGCCACCUAGAUCACCUGAUCUAAGUUCUCUUGAUUUCUUAUUAUGGGGUUAUUUCAAACAAAGGCUUAGAAACUGUAGAAUACUUAUAGAAGAGUUGAGUGUACAAAAAAGUUGCUCUGUCCGCAGAAAGUCACCACAACUGCGAUACUGUGUUACCAACUUCACGGAGGCAAUUGAACCAUGCCUAAGUCCCGAGGAACGUUACAUGAAGCAAACUAUCCUCAACAUAACGGAUGCACUUAUCAGGUUUAUCUGUUUCAAGGAAGGAGAGCGAAUCGCUUUGUUCAUUGCGGAAGGAGGACCUGAGUGCCUGAAGGAUAACCAGGAUGAGAUAAUGCAAUGCUUCAAUUCUACCUUCUCCCACUACAUGCCCAAGGAAGCAGCAGUGAAGCAGGAGGAGGCUCCACUAUUCCAGCUGGGUGAGAAGGAAUGCAGAGACAUAUCGAAGCUGCAGCAAUGUGUUGUUGAACACCUGGAGAAAUGUUCGGAGCCAACGCCGUCAAAUAUUGUGGACAGUCUGAUUGCGUACGUGCGCAAAGACACACUCUGCCAGCAGUACGAGCCUAAUCAUGCGAGCUCAUUCACUGUCAACAGUGUUGCUCUAGCGUUGAGCGGAUUCCUCGUGUUUAUUAACAGAUUCCAUUAGCAGGCGUAGUACAAGUCGUUAGUUGUACAUAACGAUUAAGUUGCUCAGAAUUUAAAUGUUAAUGUCAUUUGUUGUCAGCCAUUUAAGUUCCAGCCAACUUACAAAGUGAUAAAAAAAUCAUUCUUAUCAGUUGGAAGGUUAGUUUUAAGGGAAAUCGAUACACAUUCAAAAUAGUUUUAGUUGUCUUUUAAAGUUUGGGUUUCAAAAAUCCUUGAUGUAAAAGUUCAUCACGUUGUGUAACUGGUUAGGGAGAAUAGCAUAUAUAAUUGUGUAAGAGAUACAGUAGAGUGUCUGUAAUUCAAGCUUCUGGACAUGAUCAGUGAUAAUAUUUACAUGGCUCGACGUGAAAAAAACACUCUAACCCUGAAACUAAUGGCAAAAUUUCUCUCAGUGGCUUUUGAGAUAAUUGUAUGUUAUAUAAUUUUUUAUAUUUUUAUGAGAUGUACAGUAUAUAACAAAUAGCCUGUAUCAUAUUACAUAUAAAUUCAUUCAGAAAGCUUCAAGAAAACAUUUUUCAUUUAAGAAAUUUAAUUUUUUGUACUUCCUGCAAUAUUCUGCAUUGUAUUCUUUUGGUGGAAGUGGAAAAAUUUUAAAUUGAAUUUAAAAUCAUCAAAAUUUUGUUUGUAGCAUAAUAGGUGAGCCAACAUAUAUAAUUUUAUAAGCUACAAAUGUUAGUGUAUUGCAUAUGGUAAAUAGAAAAAUUACACGUACAAAUAAUCAAAAUUGCAACUUACCGUAGAAGUAAAACUUCAAGUUCCAUUUUGGUUGUUCUCUCACAUUAAUAAUUCAAUUGUUGUAAUAGUAAAAACACUCUUGGAUUGAGGUGAAUUGCACAAAAUUAUUUACUGAAUUCUGCUGUAGUCUACAACUGAAUGGGCAUUGAUGGUUAGGAUAGCACCAAAGUCCUUGGCUCACGUUAUUUGGGUACCAUACCAAAAGUAAAACUGGCCAAGGUGCCUCGUUUUUAAUUCCCUGAUCAUGUUUCACUCUCAGUCAUAGUAUCAGCUGAGAUAAAUAAUAAAUGUUUAUUAUUUAUCAUAAUUUACGUUUCUUACAGUUUUCAUAAUCAAACUAUUGUUAAUGUGUUUUAUUUACGUUGCCAUAACUAUUCAUAUUUUUAUUUAAUGUAUUUUAAACCAUGUGCGAUCCCAGUAAGCUUGGAUUAGCAAGACCCCACUAUAGCUCCGUUUAUAUCUGCUUUUUAUUGGUCUGCAUAGUUCACUCAAUACACAGUCAACUUGGUUUGUAAAAAAGUCGAACAAAUUGUAUAUUGUAAAUCAAUGUCGAACAAAAAUGUCCUUACGUAAAUUCAAUAAUUGAUUUCAAAAUAAUGAAUUUAAAAACUGAAGCAGUAUAUUUUUGUAUAGGGUGUAAUUUUGUUUAACCAGUUGGUACCAAAGCGAAACCAAAUAAUUUUUCUUGGUACAGCCUCCAUAUUAAAAUAAAAAAUCAAUGCCUAAACUUCUUUUAGUGUUUUAUAUUAUAUUUUUAUAUCUUUAAUUUAAAGUUAUUAUAUUUUAUACAUGUAUAUUUUUUUAUUUAUAAUAUACAAUUAUAAUUCCUUUUGCUUAUAGUGGUGUAAGUUUUUAUAGAGGUACAAGUUAUUUAUUCAAAAUUUGUAUCUUUAAAAGACACUGUCCAUGAGUAAUGUUGUCAUUACAGACAACAUUAUUUAUAUUUGUCCAUUGUUGUAUUUUUAAUGGAAAGAAAGACAAGUGUGAUAUGGCUAUGUUACCUUUAGUUGGGUCCGGGAUGAGAUGUCGUAUAUUUAGAUUAUUUUUAAAAUCGUUUUAGUUUAGUAAAUAUAGCUAUAUUAAUUAAUUACAUUUUUAUAUUUGUACACUCAAUUGUAUAUUUUUGUACCUUUACCUUAGGAUACAGAUUUGCAAUAGAGUUAAAGUUCAUUUCAUUUA
Messenger RNA from Homalodisca vitripennis (glassy-winged sharpshooter), 2840 nucleotides. RefSeq lists its product as uncharacterized. Lineage: Eukaryota; Metazoa; Arthropoda; Insecta; Hemiptera; Cicadellidae. Gene Ontology annotation, molecular function: nucleic acid binding. The record is from RefSeq and is a predicted model, not a curated record. The transcript has 5 exons. Bases 1 to 927 code for a protein of 308 amino acids.